Messenger RNA from Hydra vulgaris (swiftwater hydra), 1461 nucleotides. RefSeq lists its product as uncharacterized. Gene Ontology annotation, molecular function: nucleic acid binding; RNA-DNA hybrid ribonuclease activity. The record is from RefSeq and is a predicted model, not a curated record. Gene Ontology annotation, biological process: DNA integration. NCBI's taxonomy places the organism in Eukaryota, Metazoa, Cnidaria, Hydrozoa, Anthoathecata, Hydridae.
AUGGGAAAGAAACCAGCAAUUAUUGAUUUACGCAAGGUUUAUCUCCAAUUAAAAACUGAAGAAUCUCUUUGGCCAUUCCAAACAGUGGUUUUUCAAAACAAAAGGUAUUGUUUGACACGGCUUGGUUUUGGAUUAAACGUUGCUCCAAUCAUCAUGAAAUCUGUUGUGAGUACCAUUAUUGAUCAAGAUGAAUUGGUGAAGAGAGGAGCAUCCGCUUACGUGGACGAUGUUUUUGUCAAUGAGGAAGUAGUUAGUCUUGAUUACGUCAAAAGACAUUUUGAAAAAUAUUGUUUAGAGCGUAAAGAAAGUGAACAGAUUGGAUGUAAUGGGGUUCAUAUUUUGGGAUUACGUGUGUACAAGUUGGUAGGUCAUUUACCAGUAUCUGGUUGGUUACGUGCAGUUUGUAGUCUUUUGAAAAGAAGAGUAGUAAGUUUGACGAAGGAUUGGGACAAUGAAGUUUGCGAUGAAAAUUUAAAGGGUGCACUUCAAGAGGUUUAUGAUGAGGUUGCAAAGUGCGAUCCAGCUUAUAGUGAUUGGGCUGUACAUAGUGACGAGGGGAAUGUGUGGGUUGAUGCAAGUUCUUUGGCAAGUGGUGCGGUUAUUCAAGUUGGUAAAACUACUUUAGAAGAUACAACAUGGCUACGAAAAGAAAUGUCUGAAGAUCACAUAAACAUGGCGGAGCUGGAUGCUGUAAUGCGAGGAAUGAGUAUGGCUUUGACGUGGAAAUUAAAGAAAGUAACUAUCUUCACAGAUUCCGUGACAGUGUUCCAAAGGGUCUCUGACGCUCUCACUGGUAAGUCAAGAUUGAAAUCAAAAGCAAUGGGCAAAAUGUUGAUUCGAAAAAGGUUAAGCGUUCUGCAAAAACGUUUUAAAGAAUAUGGUAUAAAUGUGAAUGUAAAACUUGUUCCUUCAAAAGACAACUUAGCUAACGCAUUGACUAGAGUUCAAAGUAGAUGCAUACACAAGAGAACUGGACACUUUGGAGUGAAGCACACUCUAAACUUUGUUCGUCAAGUAAUUCCAACCGCUACCAAAAAUGACGUUAGAAAGGUAACUAAAAAUUGCGAACCAUGUCAGUCAAUAGAUCCAGCACCUGUGCAAUGGGAGAAGGAAAAAUUGAGCGUUAAAGAAAAUUGGGAAAGAGUGGCUAUGGAUAUCAUGAAUUUUUGCGCAGAAAAAUUUUUAACUCUGGUUUAUUGCGGACCUUCAAGAUACGCACUGUGGCGACAACUUUCAAGUUCAUACGGAAGUAUUGCCAUUACUCGAAUACUCCGCCUUAUCUUUUGCAAGCGAGGAGCACCAUCUGAAAUUUUGACAGAUAACGAAGCAACUUUUAAAACUGAGGAGUUGAGAAGUUUUCUUGAUGGUUGGGGAGUGCGCAUUAGGUUUCGAGCUGUUUAUUAUCCCGAUAGAAAUGAAAUUGUGGAAAGAAAUCGUCGUACAAUUAAGAGAAUUGCAUAA